Chondrus crispus (carragheen) is the source of this 1203-nucleotide messenger RNA. RefSeq lists its product as hypothetical. The transcript has a single exon. The coding region runs from base 1 to 1203 and encodes 400 amino acids. Lineage: Eukaryota; Rhodophyta; Florideophyceae; Gigartinales; Gigartinaceae. The record is from RefSeq and is a predicted model, not a curated record.
AUGACGGAUGAUGACCAAAUAGAAAGCCGCUCUCCUACUCAAGAGCGUCGCGCCUCACUCGAGCGCUUGCGGGCUGUCGGUCAGACUUUCGCCGACGGAAUCGCUGCAGCCUUCCGUGAAAAAAGGCCAUCAAAGCCAUCUGUGGAUGAAGAGGCAGAGCUCAGGCCACAGCGCAACGCUGACGCCAUCCGUGUGGCGGUUUCAAAUCCUGUGCCGAGCGACGAAAUUUUUGCGAGCGCGGUCACGAGCCGCGAAGGUUCGCAGCGAAAGGAAAUGGAUAGGCUCCAGUCCAUGCUGGAGGCUUCCGAAGCACGCGGCGACGCACUUCAAGAAGAGACGGAACGCUUACGCUCAGAGAAUUCUUCGCUCAGCGCUACUGUCGACCGCUCUGCGCGACUGCUGGAUAACAUGCGCCUUGAUUACGACCGUUUGCGUGCAGAGAGUUUGGAACAGGCGGGAAAGGGCUCCAUGACUGUGGCGGAAGCGGCGCGUUUGCGAAGCCAAGUCGUCGACACAGAGAGAGCGCUUCGCCGUAUGACCGCACGUGCUGAUGACGCAGAUAAGAGGUUCGUCGAAGAGAGAAAAAAAGCGACGGCGCUUGAGAGGGUAUGUCUUGGGUUGCGGAGGCGUGUUGCUAUCGCAGAGGAAAAGGCACAGGAUAGCAAGAGGGUGCAGGAUGCUAUCUUGGCUCGCGAACUAGCGGAAGCGCAGCUUGCAGAAACGAAGGUAGAGGCGGAGAGAUGGCGGGCGCGGAGCUCUGCCGCAGAUGUAGCGAGGGAGAGAGCGGAGGCGGCGGAACGGUCUGAACGGGUACAAAGGGACAAGAUUUCGUCAUUGGAGAGGGAACUUGAAUCACGGGAAGCGCUUCUGAAGCAGAGCAUGCAUGAAAAGAAGAGGCUACUUCAGAACAUGGGCAUAUACGAGAAAGAGUUGGAGAAGAAGGAAAUGAGGCUCGCGAGACUGCGAUCUUAUAUCGAAGAGCAAAGGUAUCAACAGCGCCGGUCACGGCGACAUGUUAGCGCCGAUGAUAGGUUUGCCAGAGUGAUGGAGUCUGAUAAUGACACGGAACUAGGCACGGCAGCUUCGUUGAGUAUUGAAAAAGAUGAUACUGAAGAUAACGACCACGCGGUAAGUCACUCUGUAUACGUUCUUCCACACCAGGCACCUCGUUCCGGACUCAAUUUAUCCCAGCCACGUUUCUGA